GGCUCUGCGUGGGGGCGGGGCGUGUGAGCGGCGCUGCGUGGAGGAGAGGUGAGCGCGCGCUGUUAGUCUGAGAGGAACGCUAAGGUCAGGAGGCGUGUAAACCUGGGGGCGGAGCUUGGAGACAGACAUGGCCGGCUUCCUGGAUAACUUCCGCUGGCCGGAGUGCGAGUGCAUCGACUUGGCAGAGAGGAGGAACACGGUGGCCUCCAUCGUAGCUGGUCUUCUGUUCUUCACAGGGUGGUGGGUUAUAAUCGAUGCCGCCGUGUCCUAUCCCGACCCAAAGGAUCUAAACCAUGCUUUUCACACAUGUGGAGUUUUCUCUACCUUGGCAUUUUUCAUGAUUAAUGCAGUGUCAAACGCUCACAUUCGUGGGGACGUGUUCGAAGACGGCUGCCUCGGAAGGACAGGAGCUCGUCUUUGGCUCUUCAUCGGUUUCCUGAUGAUGUUCUCCUCUCUCAUCGCCUCCAUCUGGAUCUUGUUCGGGGUUUAUGUUGCAAAAGGACUUCCUGUGCAUCCGGGAUUGUGUGUGUUCUUCCAGAACUUGUUCAUAUUUUUCAGCUCUCUCGUCUACAAGUUUGGACGCACUGAGGACUUAUGGGGCUGAGGGGGUGCCACAGCUUCCGGCCAAUCCUGAGGCUUUGACCUUUGACCUAGAUUAUAUUUUAGUAAGAUCACUGAAAUCUCAUGUAGAAUCUUUGAAUUAUUUAGUGUAGUGUUAGAGAUUGUCCAUUUCCCAGAGGACCAUACUGCAUCACGCCUCGGGUGUCCUGCCUGUCCUGCUGUACCUGAUGUGUGUCACGAGGAGUCCGAAAUCCUUUACAUCAGUUUGUGACCAAAUUAUUUGCUUCUGUGUAGUUAAUGAAAUGAAAAUAAUUUGAAUGUUUUAUUUUUUAAAUGUUUUUGUUUUUUUGCUGAACUCUUACUGAAAAUCCAGCCGAUAUAUUUCAUGCAGAGUAACAGCUCUGUUUUAGUCUUCUGUUUUUUAUUUGUAUAACUUGAUGAACUACUGACUCUAACUUGGCAACAGUUAGAUAAUUAAAUGCAUUGGCACGUCUCUUAUCAUCAUCAUGGCAUGCACUGCCAAAAUCUUGAACAUGAAAAUAUCUUGAAUAUAUUUUUAUAUUUCUGAUUAGGUCUUAAGUGUGUAUUAUUGGCCAGUACUUCUAUCUGUAACUAAACCAUUGGUUUUUAUCAAUGUACAUAUUCUAAUACACUGUUUCUAUGGUAACGGCUCGUGUACAAUGACUAGUACAGUGUACUCGCUGCAUACAGUGUGUGAAGCACAAAAUGUAAAAUAAAUAAUAAACUGACUUUUUAAA
Molecule: messenger RNA, 1319 nt
Organism: Clarias gariepinus (North African catfish)
Lineage: Eukaryota; Metazoa; Chordata; Actinopteri; Siluriformes; Clariidae
Product: transmembrane protein 50B-like
Exons: 7
Coding region: 128-604 (158 amino acids)
Biological process (GO): late endosome to vacuole transport via multivesicular body sorting pathway; protein targeting to vacuole
Source: RefSeq, a predicted model, not a curated record